AGCCUGGCCGCCCGCCCCCCGUCCCAUAUACACCCGCCAAUCUCUCUCCCUCCCUCCCACCUUAUCUCCCGGGUCUCCAAGCCCAGCCAAGGCACGCCCCCGCCUCCCCUCGCCUCCUCCGCUCGCCGCGGAUCCCACCUGAGCGAUCGGAGGCGCCAUGGACCCGUGCCCGUUCGUGCGGGUGCUGGUCGGCAACCUCGCCCUCAGAAUGCCGGUCGCGCCGCCCGCCGCCGGCGCCGGCGCCGGCGUCCACCCCUCCACCUCCCCCUGCUACAUCAAGAUCCGCCUCGGCAAGAUGGCCUGCCAGACCGCCGCCGCCCCGCUCGUCCUCUCCGACGCCGCCGCCGCCGAGCAGCCCCCCUCCGGCGCCCUGGCCGCGGCCUUCCACCUCUCCAAGGCCGACCUGGAGUGGUUCGCCCGCAAACCCUCGCUCUUCUCCCCCUCCCGCGGGGCCGCCACGCUCAAGGUGUCCGUCUAUGCCGGCCGCAAGGGGACUACAUGUGGCGUCAGCUCCGGGCGGCUGCUCGGGAAGGCCACCAUCUCGCUGGAUCUCAAGGGCGCCGAGGCCAAGCCCGCGGUGCUGCACAGCGGCUGGAUUUCCGUCGGGAGGCGCGGCGUUGGCGGCAAGGGCGGCGGGCCCGCGGCCGCGGAGCUCAGCCUCACCGUCCGCGCGGAGCCCGACCCGCGGUUCGUGUUCGAGUUCGACGGCGAGCCGGAGUGCAGCCCGCAGGUGAUGCAGGUCCGGGGCAGCAUGAAGCAGCCCAUGUUCACCUGCAAGUUCGGCUGCCGCACCAACAGCGACCUGCGGAGGUCGGUGGCGCAGACGGAGCGGGAGGCCGCCGGGAAGGAGCGCAAGGGGUGGUCCGUCACGGUGCACGACCUCUCCGGCUCCCCCGUCGCGCUCGCCUCCAUGGUGACGCCCUUCGUCGCCUCGCCGGGGACGGACCGCGUGAGCCGCUCCAACCCGGGCGCGUGGCUCAUCCUCCGGCCCGCGGGCGACGGCGCGUGGGAGCCCUGGGGCCGCCUCGAGUGCUGGCGGGAGCGCGGCGGGGGGGGGUCCUCCGACAGCCUCGGCUACCGCUUCGACCUCCUCGUCCCCGGCGUCGACCACGCCGUCCCCAUCGCGGACUCCACCAUCGCCGCGUCCAAGGGCGGCAAGUUCGCGCUCGACCUGACCGCGGCGCAGCCCCUGAGCCGGGGGAGCACCCCGGGAUGCAGCCCGCGGGGCAGCGGCGACUUCAGCCAGUGGCCUCUGGGGAACUACCGCGGGUUCGUCAUGUCGGCCUCGGUGGAAGGCGAGGGCCGGUGCAGCAAGCCCACGGUGGAGGUCGGGGUGGCGCACGUCGGGUGCGCGGAGGACGCGGCGGCGUUCGUGGCGCUGGCGGCGGCCGUGGACCUGAGCAUGGACGCGUGCAGGCUCUUCUCGCACAAGCUCAGGAAGGAGCUCUCGCACCUGCGGUCGGACGUCCUCCGGUGACCGCCUGCACGCAUCUCAUUCCGACGAGCAAACUGUACAAAGUAGCCGAGAAUGUAGAAGACGAUUUAGCCGGUUCUUUAGUUGGUUGCGGCGGUGGUAGUUCGAUUUUGGCGAUGGGUUAGUAGUUGGUUCGGAUCGCUUUCUUUUUUUGUGAGCGGCAGUGUGGUGUGGUUGUGAUUUUUUAGUUGGCUACUCCACUUUUAGCCUCCUUUGCUAGCUGUUUCCCUCUAUGAAUCAAAUCAAACUGAGAGCCUUUGUGAUCUA
Molecule: messenger RNA, 1741 nt
Organism: Triticum urartu
Lineage: Eukaryota; Viridiplantae; Streptophyta; Magnoliopsida; Poales; Poaceae
Source: RefSeq, a predicted model, not a curated record